CAAUCAGAGGACAGCUUCUUCAGCAGCUUCUUAAAGGGAUGUAGAUUUUCAACAUGGAUGAUGACGACAGAACAGCUGCGACUCUGAAACCGGACUCUGCUAUAGAGAGAGCUAUACGUAAUUUUGUUGAAGUUCUGUCAAAUGCCCAGUCAGAGGUCCAGGGUAAAACUGGAACUACACCUUUACGGAGUCAUCCACCCGCCUGCCUGCAGACCACCCAUGAGAGCACACAAAGGAAAGUACAAAGGUCAUCUCCUUCAAUCUUUAAGAGAAGACAGAAGAGAAGAAAGCAGCUUUUUCCAGAACCACAUCCCAACAUACCUGCUGUUCGCCACAUAAAGCUCAGUUUCUGUCUUCUACCUGCUUCAACGACAAAAACUCCCAAGAAUGAAACGCGGCUCCUUCAGGCGGGACUGGGAAGGCGGACAGUUGGCGUAGCUGACAAUGCUGAUCAUGAGCAGAUCACAAGAGUUCUUCAUGAGGAAUAUCCCAAAAUGAAGACCCUAACUGGAGGAUGGCUUUUGUAUAAAGCUGCAGGUGGUAACGGACAGAGAAACUUGUCAGUGGUAGCUCAGGGAUCACAGGGCUACACUUCUAAGAUGCUGAAGAUGGCCACCAGCAGUGGGAGGCACGGGCUUUACAUCGUUCCUCUCCAAGAAGAAAUUGAUACUACACCUCUUCCUCUUGAUGCUGCAGAGUUCAGCAAAAUGCCAAAGUCCCUGUGCGAAAGCUGUGGAUUGAGUAUGCCUCUUCAGCUAUUUGUUAGUCAUGUGGAAAGCUGUGGACAGGUAAGUUCACAGAGCAAAAUAGAGGCCACUAAGUUUCAGGAUUCACUGGAGGAAGGGAGUUUGUAUCCCAGUGGCACCUUCCAGGUUAAAUAAAGACACAUUCAAACAA
Molecule: messenger RNA, 897 nt
Organism: Melanotaenia boesemani (Boeseman's rainbowfish)
Lineage: Eukaryota; Metazoa; Chordata; Actinopteri; Atheriniformes; Melanotaeniidae
Exons: 5
Coding region: 54-881 (275 amino acids)
Source: RefSeq, a predicted model, not a curated record